AGGUGCCAUGUGGCUUUCAUUUCUGCUGGCUUUGAUUCACCAGGUUGUCUCCACACAUGAGAAAUAAAGACCCAGGGAUUUGUCCAUUCUCUUUAGCGCAUGGCAUUGAAGAGGAAACAUUUCCUAUUUUAACCUGCUGCGCAAACUUCAAAGGCAGGCAGGCAGCCUGGAAGUAGCUCCUGGUCGCAACCCCUUGUGACUUGCUGCGAGAGUGAGUGACUUGCAGUCACAGGCGUGUAACUUAUUCAGGUCGACCGCUCUCUUCCUGACUGGCAGUCUGCCUCCUCUUUUGUGUCGCUUUGGGGGUUUCAUCAAGCUCUCCCUUGAUGUUUUCCUCCUGCAGUUCUGCCGGAGAAUGGCUGCCAGGGUUAGGACUCUCAGCUACAGGUCUGCUGCGCUUUUCACCUAUUCUGUGUUUUUGCUUCUGCGGCGGGUCGAAGCCCACGGCUAUCAGGACAGCAGUGAAGUCCCAGACAGGGACCAAAGCAGAGAAGAGGAUGUGGCGAAGUGGUGGGGAGAAUGGAGCUCUUGGUCGACCUGCAGUCGGAGCUGUGGCGGAGGAGUUAUGUCGCAGGAGAGGCACUGUUUACAACAGCGACGUAUAAUUUCACAAAGUAAAAAUGGUACCUUUUGCACUGGAUCACCACGACGCUAUCACUUGUGCCAAAUCCAGCCCUGUCCAAACAAUGGUGCCAGUUUCAAACAGCAGCAAUGUUCAGCUUUCAAUGCCAAAGCCUUCAGUGGCCGAUAUUAUCAUUGGGUUCCAUUGUAUCCAGAUGACUACAUUAAUAUUUCAAACAAGCCGUGCGAUUUGCAAUGCACCACUACUGAUGGAGAGCGGCAGCUAAUGGUCCCUGCUCAGGAUGGUACCUCUUGCCGGGACAGAACCUAUCACGGUGUGUGCAUCACUGGACGAUGUGAGCCCAUUGGAUGUGAUGGUCUCCUGUAUUCCUCCAAAAGACUCGAUAAAUGCGGACUGUGCGGUGGGGAUGGCAGCACCUGCUUCCGGAUCUCAGGCACCUACCGACGAGGCAUCACACACUUAGGUUACCUCUUUAUAACAAACAUUCCAGUUGGUGCUUCUGACAUUCAAAUAAUUGAAAGGAGGAAAACAGAAAAUAUUUUAGCUCUCGCAGAUGAAGGGGGCUACUUCUUCUUUAAUGGGAACACUGCAAUUGAUAAUCCUCGGAAUUUCCGAAUAGCGGGAACAGUGUUCAAGUACAGGCGGCCUGCAAACCCACUGUCUGAUGGCUUUGAGUACAUCAUUGCCCAAGGACCUACAAACCAGGGACUGAACGUAAUGUAUUACAACCUCAACGGGAAGAUGCCUCACGUGACGUACGAGUACACGAUCCCGCGGCCACCCGUCCUGAAGUCUGCGCCGCCUGUUCAACGUCCCUUCUACCUCAAUGUCCCCAAAUCCAAGUAUGAAGACAAUGACAACAGCUGGCAUCGAGUCAAGCUCCACUCAGGCCCUAAUGCGCUACAGUCCAACAUGAUCAGUCUAAGUCCGACACCUUGGAAUACAACAAGCACUUUGCACCACCCCCACUUCCACAGUAACUUUAGAAGCAGUUCGCAGCAGAGCAGUCUUCGAGCGAUGUGUAGGAAUAGCUCUCUGAACGCUGCUCUGCCUGUCCUGUGUACGGAGAUGCAGGCCAACCUGUCGGCCAGACUCAGGACUGAGAACUUCACCAGCCACUCCAAAACGGGACUCGGCAGCCAACAACUGGAGGAGCCAAAGCAGGAGCGCAUUCUUGAACAGCUUCAUACGGGUUCAGAGCCCGGCAUUAACACUGGAGCUGAGGAAAGGUUUAGCUACAGCCUGCUAACUGAUUCACUUUACCCACUGUCCAACUCCACCUCAUUUCACCUUUUGAACUUUGUGAAUAACCACAGAACUGAACAAGUGCAGUCACCGGACACUGAAAGCAAUGAGUUUGAAGACGGGGAGAUUGACCACGACAUCAGUCUGGCCGACAUGUACAGAUGGAAGGUAUCGGCGUACGCACCCUGCAGUUCCACAUGUACCACAGGCAUUACCACUUCUUAUGCUAUGUGUGUCAGGUACGAUGGAGUGGAAGUGGACGAGUCUCACUGCGAUGCUGUCACCAGACCUGAGCCAACACAUGAGUUUUGCUUAGGAAGGGAAUGUCCUCCCAGGUGGGAGACCAGCAGAUGGAGCGAGUGUUCUCGGACCUGUGGGGAAGGCUAUCAGUUCAGGACGGUGCGGUGCUGGAAGAUGAUCGCCCCUGGCUUUGACAGCUCCGUCUAUGAUGAGUUGUGUGAAGCUGCUGAGCUGACCAGACCCGUGGAACGUAAACUCUGCAAGAACAAGGGCUGUGGGCCUCAGUGGGAGGUGUCAGAAUGGUCGGAGUGUUCGGCACGGUGUGGGAACAGAGGGAUCAUGAGGCGUGAGGUGCGUUGCUCGGUGGAGCCUCGCUUGUGCAAUGAGUUCACCAAACCGAGCAACAAGAAGGAGUGCACGGGACCACCGUGUGACCGGCGCUGGACUGCUUCAGACUGGGGGCCGUGCUCCGGAGCCUGUGGCGAGGGCCGGAUGAUGCGAUAUGUCGUCUGCAGAAACAAUGAAGGGAAGGUGUUGCCGGACAUGCAGUGCGACACGACAGUGAAACCCUUGGCAGUGCACCCCUGCGGAGAUAAAGACUGCCCCCCUCACUGGGUGUCACAGGAGUGGGAGCAGUGCAAUGCCACGUGUGGUCGUGGCAAGAAGACACGAAGGAUUCUGUGCGCUGGCUUAGAGAAUGGUGUUUACAAGGAGUACACGGAGAGUCAGUGUGGACGUACCAGGAAGCCAGACGAGGAGGCAGCCUGUUUUGAGAGGCCCUGUUCAAAGUGGUUCAAAACAUCGUGGUCACAGUGCAGUAAGACCUGCGGCAGCGGUGUCAAAGUUCGAGAGGUGAAAUGUUACCAAGGAGAUGAGAUUGGACAAGGGUGUGAUCCAUCCACAAAGCCAGAGACCAAAGAGACUUGUGAGGUUCAGCCGUGUCCCACUGAUGCACCAGAUGACAACUGUCAGGAUAAAGCAACAGCUAACUGUGCCCUGGUGCUAAAGGUGAAGCUGUGCACACACUGGUACUACAGGAAGGCCUGCUGCAGAUCUUGUAAGAACAGGGCGUAGACCCACGGACAACUACAACCCUGCAGGGAAACAUUAGGAAAUAAUAAAUUGGUUGGGAGGCAAGGGGUGGAGAGAGAGUGAAGUGAGAACCAAACCCAGAACAAAGCUCAAUCCAAAUUCCACAGCACACCCAAGCAUGACUUAUUGGCAUGAUUGAAUGUUCCCAUUCAACCUCUCUUUUCCUCUUAGCCCCCAAGUGUGGCGGUGUAUUCUGUAGUAUUUUAUGGUGCUAGAUUCCGCCAGCUCUUAAUUCUGCCCUCGAUCUCAGGCCUUGCCCACUUCAGACCGAGAGCCCUGGGACAUGGGCACUUUAAAGUGGCUCUGUCAUUUGUUGGGGGUGGGGGUUUAAACACGGAGCCCUUGUCCCGUGAUCUACCUUCCAAAACAGCCAGAGCCCCAGUUGCCUCUAACCCAGCCCUCCACCACCCCCUUUCCCCUUGCUGACUCACCCUGUAACACUGUGGAGCCAUGAGCCUGGUCUUCAGUCCGUGUCUCGGUCAGCAACAUACGGACUCUCAGGUGGGCAGAGGGGAACCGCUGGCAUUUGGGCAUUUCCCGUGGUUAUGGAAGUUGUAGUUCACAUUGGUCAAAGGCAGUAAAAUAUCACAAGGAGUGUUUGGCCAAUGUGAUGAUACAUUUAGAUUUGUAAAUAAGAACGUUUAAAGGUUAAAACUUGACCUGGUACUAAUUUGAAUACCUAGACGCCUCCCGAUAAUUACAAGUACUGUAUUGUAUUGUUUACAAGCUUACCUGGAGCCAGAGAACUCGUACUGCACCAACGUUUCUUCAGUCACUUGACUUCAAUGCACUUCAUUCCCACCCCUCCAGCUCCUGAGAAUGCCACCAUUUCCUUUUCACUGCUCUGGUGCUCAGGCGUGUGAUAGAGAUACCAUCUCUCACAAUUCACCCCACCCUCCUACUGCCUAUACAUUUUGCCCCUUGUAGCUUACCCCACGGCAGUGCCCAUGAAUUGCAGCAACCUAUUUCAAUGCACUCUUGCCGGUUAGCAGCUCAACGGUCACCUUGGACAUGAGGAAGAGUUGACCAUCCAGUGGAUUCUCAGGACAGUGUGUAAGGCAAUCCGUCACUGUAUGGAAGCAAACCCUCCACAAUGCCCUCCUGACAGGUGAUAUUGUGAUUCUGUGCUGCAUGCAUUUUGGUUGCAAGUUAGAUCAACUUUAUUUAGAAUGCAAUGUGACAAUUUUCUGCAGUUUAAGUUCUCGCUACUCCACUUUCUGCUUUGGAAGGUGAAAUUAACACUCCUUUUGAAUCUAAGUUUGGGACGUAUUUCUGUUAGUUCAAU
Leucoraja erinaceus (little skate) is the source of this 4445-nucleotide messenger RNA. Its product is annotated as ADAMTS-like protein 2. The transcript is spliced from 19 exons. Lineage: Eukaryota; Metazoa; Chordata; Chondrichthyes; Rajiformes; Rajidae. Gene Ontology annotation, biological process: extracellular matrix organization. The record is from RefSeq and is a predicted model, not a curated record. Bases 356 to 3142 code for a protein of 928 amino acids. Gene Ontology annotation, molecular function: metalloendopeptidase activity. Gene Ontology annotation, cellular component: extracellular matrix.